AGAAAAACAUGGAUGAAAGACUGAAUAGUUUCGGGACAACAUAGAAGAAGCUUUUCAUACUCUAACAUCAGCCAGCGGUGGAUGCUACAAACAUGGGCUAUAGAGGGAGAUAUAAUAUAAUAUUUACCCUUUGUGGCAGGGUAUGCCGAAAACAGAUACAACAACCAUCGGAUGACAAGUGAGCGAGCGGCCAUUGUCUCUGGCCCGUUAGAAAUUGUUUAUCAUGCAUUUUGUUCGGUUCCAGCGACUGAAUAAUGCAGCAGGUAGAUCGAUGUGUAUGGACUGGGAGAAAGAAAGAGACACAAGCAAAUAAAUAAGCACGAGCACGAAAGCGGGAGAGUAGGAGUGGCAAAAGCAGAAUGGGGGCGAAAACAGGAAAAAAGGCACAAACAACGGACAACAGACAGUGCCAGACCAGACACAAAACCGUUCUGUAUUGCUUUGGGCGGCAUUCAAAUUGAAUAUUGAAAGCAUCGUGCACAAAACUGCCAAACGCUUGAAUUAUGCAUUAAUGAUGUCGUUGUCUCCGUCUCUGUCUCGCAGCGCCAUAGUGGACAGCGCCAGAAGCAAAGGGGUUGGCGACUGGACAGGGAAACAGAAGGGGUUUGUCCGUCGUCAAAGCGUGCCAGCAACAGCAGCAGCAGCAGCAGCAAAUAGACAAGAACAACGGCACUGCGUCCUUCGCCACUUUUGUUCACUGUCCUGUCCCAUCGCCUUUGGCUGCUUAUUAAUUUUUUAUGCGUCUGCCAUUUUUAUGCGCUCGCCUCAAGCAUUUUAUUUGCUCUAACCUCAGCUUUCAAUAGGUUUCCCCUGUUCAAAUGUUGUGCUGAUAGUUCAAUGAACCCUAUCGAUGAUCAGCUGUCGAUCAGCAGCUUUGACUUUCCAGUGUUGUGAAAUGUGAAACCACCCAGAAAGACAUUCACAAUGGCUGGCAUACAAAAAACAAAAAUUAAUUACCCGCAUUUUGCGCGCAAAGCAGAAGCGCCUGCAGUAGAAGAUUAUCAAGGCCGAAAAUCAGGUGCGGUGGCUGCACCGAAUGUAGGUAACGGGUGCAGGCCAUGCAAAACUCAUUACAUGCCGCAGAAACCACGCCGAUGUCACCCACGCGGGCGCACACUGACCGCAACAUGUUGUAAUGCGUGUGUCCCCUCCACCACCACAGAAUUCGCAAUCGCUUUAUCAACAUUUGCAUGGGACAGCAGCACCAGGACAUAACCAGACCGGACCAGAGCCCCUAUACACAAUGAUGGCCAAGGAUUGGAGCCGGCGCAGGCCAAUACUUUAAGCCCAUGUGCUGAGAGCUGCACUGCCAAAGGACAAACUUAAUGUCAGCACGCUAAUCUGUCACUCACUGCGAAUGGAAUGAGACUGGCGCAGAGAUACGACUGGGAGCUGCGACAUGCUCUGGCUACUUAAGGAGGAGCACUAUGGUUGCGCUUCGCUUCGCCUCGCUGCACGGGAGAGCGUGCGGCCGGACGGGUGGAGCUUGACGCGCUGCUUGACUUGCCAUCAGACACUUGCGGGACCACAAGCCAUCGCCAGGCAUCGGAUCAGCCCACGCCCUCGCCAGGGCAAUGGUGAGGGGGAGGACAAGCAAGCACAACGCGCCUUAUCAACUAUGCACGGCUUUGUCUCUAAACGAUUGUCUGCCUGUGCCUGCACCAUCUCUCUCUCACCAUCUCGGUGGCAACCUGUUUUCUGUGUGUUCGCCAGCAUCAGCACCGGUACCCGUACCCGUACCCGUACCCUUGCCAGUACCCUUGCCAGUGCCAGCGUCAGCGUCUUUUGUUGCGCUUAAUGAAUUUUACGUAAAUUUUACGAGCGCUGAUUUCUGCCAGAGAGAACACUCCCCCCACACACUACGGGGAGGAUAACCAUCCACCCAGGCUAUUAAUCUACACUUUAGCGCAAGCAACACCCCCAGCACCGCCCUGACAAGGAGGCAAGGCGACUCCUGCUGCUGCUGCUGCUCCAUCCACUCUGCGUGUAUGCCUGUCAAGGAUCUGGAAAAUUACCACAAGCUUGGGUGAGAAGGGCUGGAGGAAAGCCGCUAACGCACUCGAAUCGAGUGAGUAAUUUUUGUCUAGCCCCCAGCCCUGGAAUGCAGUUUGACAGGAAAGUAAGUACUUUCGAGUACUUUCUCUCCUGUCACACACACACAAACACACACACACUUGCACGCACGGUGACUGCACACUUUCUACUUUCUUAAUUUUUCGUCGGCCUCUGCACAACGUUUGAAAAAUCGUGGAAAUGGAAAUCGACAUGAAAAAGGGCGUAAUGCUAUUCAAGGAGGAUAAUAAUGGAGUUGUUACCACCGUCCACUUAACGCCAUUGGUCAAUCUAGAUACGAAGUACCAAUGCGGCCACUGCGGCAAUAAGUAUAUGUACAACGGACCCUUUAGCAACCAUGUACGUGCCUGUAAGCGUCGCAGUGAGUUGGAUGCGGACCGAAAGUCAAUGGAGGACAACCCUAAGCUUAAGAUCAGUUCUUCCGAUGAAAUAUCACGGAAUGGGCCCAAAAAGAGGCGCAACAACAAAGAGUUGACUGGAAGCUGGAUCCAACUGGAAAAGAAACCAAAGCGCACCAUUAAAAAGGUGUACACUUGUUUUUCCUGCGAGCAGCCGUUUACUGUUGAGCUUGAAAUCGGAAAUAAAAGUCUACGCUAUUUCUGCAAUGAUUGUACCACGAAGAUCCGUACCGACGAGAAGACACGCGGACCCAUCAAGUCAAAGGUUCCAUUUUUGUGCGUGGAAUGUGGCAUGUCGUACAAACUGGAAGCUAAUUUAAUGCGGCACAUGAGCGUAUGCAAGGUGUUGAUGGAAAAUCGUUUACAAAACGAUUCAAUGUAUAUGGCAGCACAAGUUAAUGUCAGCUGUUGUAGCCUAUCGAUUAUGUGGCAGCUUCCAUUCGGUAUUUUGGUAUUUAAGCAGCGUUAGUACAUUUCUGAAAAACCCCA
This is a messenger RNA of Drosophila guanche, 2960 nucleotides long. RefSeq names its product zinc finger protein 875. The coding region runs from base 2254 to 2940 and encodes 228 amino acids. The record is from RefSeq and is a predicted model, not a curated record. The transcript is spliced from 4 exons. Lineage: Eukaryota; Metazoa; Arthropoda; Insecta; Diptera; Drosophilidae.